AAAACUAAUCGUGAAAAAUCAAAAAUUUCUGAAAUACACAUUUUUGGAUUUGAUAUUAAAAUAUUGCAUCAAGUACGAACUGGAGAAUCACUUAUAGAUAAAACUUCAAUUAUUGAUAAAAGAAAGAGGCUGCUUAGUGAAGUAGUAUCAGUAUCACAACAAAAUAAACGAUAUGCAUCAUUUGGAAGAGACGCUCACAAAAAAAUUAAACAGCUUAUUUUAUAA
Molecule: messenger RNA, 225 nt
Organism: Funneliformis caledonium
Lineage: Eukaryota; Fungi; Glomeromycota; Glomeromycetes; Glomerales; Glomeraceae
Source: the annotation of a GenBank genome assembly